This is a messenger RNA of Python bivittatus (Burmese python), 3246 nucleotides long. It is a transcript of the gene BKGD, whose product is annotated as beta-keto-L-gulonate decarboxylase. NCBI's taxonomy places the organism in Eukaryota, Metazoa, Chordata, Lepidosauria, Squamata, Pythonidae. Gene Ontology annotation, molecular function: hydrolase activity, acting on ester bonds; zinc ion binding. Gene Ontology annotation, cellular component: nucleus. The record is from RefSeq and is a predicted model, not a curated record.
UCAAAGCGAUCUUUGGGAUUGGCUGCCGAGCCCGAAGGGCGACGCGAUUGAGAAAUUGCUCAUUUAGGAGGCUACGCUCUGGGCGCUCGGGAGUUCCUUUCUCUCAGCUGCCUGGUUGGCUGCAUGGAAUAAAACAUGUCUAGAGUGGAAAAGUUCGAUUUUCAUGUACCUAGUCUGGAAGAAGUGGUUAGUGUUCUGCAGAAUGGACUUAAAGAAAAUUUUGCAGAUGUGCAAGUGUCUGUGGUGGAUUGUCCUGAUCUGACUCAAGAACCCUUCAGAUUUCCUGUUAAAGGUAUUUGUGGCAAGCCUAGAAUUGCAGAUGUGGGAGGAGUUCCAUACCUUUUACCUCUUGUACAGAAAGACAAGGUUUAUGACCUGAACACAGUAGCGAAAGAGAUACAGUUACCAGGAGCUUUUUUUCUUGGUGCUGGAGCUGUUUCAUCUAGAGUGGUUGGAGGCAAUGCUGAGUUUAUCCCAGUUGUUCAAGCUGAAAAGGAAAAAAAAGCAGCGAUCAAUGGAAGUUAUAUAGCCAAGAUCAACCCUGAGGAUGACGGUUGUCUGCUGCAAAAAUACAGCUCCCUAUAUAAUGAUUGUGAAUUUGGGCUGUUAGCUAAUCUAUAUGCAAGUGAAGGUCUUCCUGGUGAGGUCAUUGAGGUGAGAGCAAAUAGAAGAAUUGGUGAGCAGAAUUUCAUAUCUUGCAUAAGGAAAGCCUUAGAAAAGCAUUAUGGUGACAAACCAGUUGGGAUGGGAGGUACAUUCAUUAUCCAGAAAGGAAAAGCAAAACUUCAUAUUAUGCCCUCUGAAUUUUCUGCCUGCCCUCUGAAAACUGAUGAGGAACUGAACAAUUGGCUGAAGUUUUUUGAAAUGAAAGCUCCACUCAUUUGCCAGCCUGUGAUCGUUUCUCAAGAUCCAGGUUUUGAUCUGCGCGUGGAGCACACCCACUGUUUCAGCCAUCAUGGUGAAGGGGGGCACUACCAUAUGGACACAACACCAGAGACUGUAGAAUAUCUGGGGUAUUUUGUGCCUGCCGAGUUCCUCUUUCGGAUUGACAGACCAAAGGAGACACAUAUGGUGGGUCGGGAUUAAAGUCAAGCCAGCCCAGGAAAUUGGUUUUAAUUAAGGAGCAGAAAAUCAAAAGAGUUAACGAAAUUUGCUUUUAACUAAGGUCAGUUGCAAGCUCGUCUUAUCACAACCUGAAUGUAGCAUUUGUUUGGCUGACACCUAGAAAUAAAAAAUGGCAUCAUCGAUUUUCAGGUUGGAAAAGUAGCACAUUCAGGCUGAUUGCAAAACAAACAAAACUAGGAGGCUGAUUUUUACUUAAAUAUUUACUUUGUAGGUCAUUGGCUCCCCUUCUUUCCCUCAUUAGCACCUAGUUUUCAGCUGCAGUCUGGGUGGGGAAUCUACAGCUAUCCCAAGAUUGGUGAACUGCAAUUUCAAUCAUCUGUCAUUGUGUUACACCAAGGAAAGUAAACCUUUGGCUGCAUAGCCCUCAAUGGGCAAAGAUGUUAACUGCAUAAAUUGGCCCUCUUGUUCUCUACUGUGCCCUCAUCAGAGAAGCAAACCUUGUUCUGCCCAAGAUCCCUCUUUCUUGUUCAGGAGAAUUAUGAGAAUACGGUCACCCAUAUCAGGAAGAGAAAAGAUUUAUUCUCAUCAGUGCAUCGGGGGAACCCAAAUUACUGUGCAAUGAGGAUUGCUCCCAGGCUGAAGCACAUCUGGGUGAAGUUGGGAUAAAAUGUUCUUGGUUCAUUAUACAAAGUAUAUGUAACCCCAAACCAUGUUUCUUGCUUAACAGUCACAGAACGUUGUGACUUGUCUAAGACAUACAGAGUCUGUGAUGGUUAGUCAUUGUUUGUGCUAGAGAUAUAAAUAGCUUGCUUCCAGUUAUCCCAGAAUCAGCCAUGCCCCCCUGCCAGUGAUGGGAGUUAGGAUGACUUAUAGGUGACCUUUUAAUCCUAAAUGAUACAUACACAAUCACGAAUACAAUGUCUUCCAGACAAUUCCUGCACACUACAGCCAUUAUUGGCCAUGCUUCUGGAAGCUACAGUAGCAGCAUCUACAAGGCUAUGGGUUUUCACCAGCCUUCCGUCAUCUGGGAUGCUUCAAGUGUGUUAAAUAGAUCAUGGGAAGUUAAAAGUCCAUCAGAUCCAGAAGGCACUAUGUUGGUAGUAGGCCACUAAGUACACUUUCUGGGAGUUCAUGGGGAAUGAAAACAUUCAAGAAGUAUUCUUCCAUUCAGUAUUAAUUACAUCUAGGUCAGCCUUCUGCAAUUUGAUAACUCCUAGAUAUGUUGGGUUUGCAACUCCCAGAACCCCCAGGUUUAUAUUGGUUAGGAAUUCUUAAGAGAUCAUCCCAACAUAUCUGGACAACACCAAGUUCGAAAAACAUUUCUAUAAGGUAUGUAAUUUUCAUAGAAAUUGCCCAAAAAGUCAUCAGGAAAAGAAUAGCUGUUUUCCAAGCUUAACUGUGCUUGUGUGAAUAUUACCACACUUAACCAUUUCAAAUUUGGCAGAUUUCAUUCACUUACUUGUGAUUCCUAUGCCCCUGUAUUUUGCUCUGUUCUAUCAGAAUAACAAAUUUAUAGCCAUUUGAUCAUUUCCCCUUGUUAGUCAUUGGGAGGGCACACAAUUCUAAUUUUAGAGCAAGGCUCCACUUCAUACUGAAAUGAACUAACUUGUGCCAAAACAGUCAAAGGCUAAACAAAUAGUUUUGCAAAGUGUAGAGUCCAAAUAGAGUUGAGUUUUUGGUCCACCUGCACUUAUGAAUUUAUGAUGUUUCCCUUCAAAGGUUAAAAUUAUGGUCAUUAUGGGGACCCAGGCUCUGCUCUCACUAACUAACUAACUAACUAAAUAUAUCUUUAAAAGGCAUUGGGUUCACACACUGUGCUAUGCCAUUAUGGUAUUUGGCUUGGCUGAGUGAUGUGAACUUACUCAUUGUGGCUUAUGACUUAGUUUUUGAUGUAAGAUGAAGGUCCUCAAGUCAGUAGACUCAAGUCCAUUGACUAUAGACCAGUGUUUCUCAACCUUAGCAACUUUAAGAUGUGUGGACUUCAACCCAGGGUGAAUGCCAGCAGUCUAAGAAUUUUUGCCUCAGCCUUUAAAUUGAGAAUCUGACAUUAAGACUUUCUUUUAGUCAGUGUGGAAUCUCAUGAGAUACAGGUAAAAAGUCAGAAUUGUGAACUUCGCUGUAAUUUCAUUGGCAUAAAACUGAUUUGGAGGUUGAUGCUACAAAUAAAUUGGACCAACUGCA